Molecule: messenger RNA, 1389 nt
Organism: Striga hermonthica
Lineage: Eukaryota; Viridiplantae; Streptophyta; Magnoliopsida; Lamiales; Orobanchaceae
Source: the annotation of a GenBank genome assembly
AUGGCGAGUCGGUGCCUCGCUCGUCGCGCCCUUCUCUCCACCGCCAGACCGCCGGUCUCCAUCGUUUCUCACUCAUAUGCCACGGCCGCGGCCGCCUCCUCCUCAUCCGGCGUCCUCUCCAGGCCCGCCUUUGUCUUCCGCCUACGGCCUCUCGUAGCCUCCGCCUCCGCCUCCUACUUCCGCCGCCUUACCCCGGCGAUAUCUACAAGGGGGUUCGCCACCCGACAGAGGUCGUCGCCCCUGAAUGAUCAGAACCCGAACUGGUCGAAUCGACCACCGACGGAGACGAUCCUGCUCGACGGCUGUGAUUUCGAGCACUGGCUGGUGAUCAUGGAGGCUCCGGAUGAGAACACGACGCGGGACGAAAUCAUCGAUUCUUACAUCAAGACUCUUGCUAUGGUCUUGGGGAGUGAAGAAGAAGCUAGGAUGAAGAUUUAUUCAGUCUCUACAAAGUGUUACUUUGCCUUUGGAGCUCUUGUGUCGGAAGAGCUUUCCUUGAAAAUAAAAGAACUUCCUAGAGUUCGUUGGGUGCUCCCGGAUUCAUACUUAGAUGUGCAGAAAAAAGAUUAUGGAGGUGAGCCAUUUAUCGACGGCCAAGCUGUUCCCUACGAUCCCAAAUACCACGCGGAAUGGUUGAGAAACAACUCACGGGCCAACGAGAGGAACAGGCGCAAUGACAGGCCCCGUAACUUUGAUAGGUCUCGAAACUAUGAGAGAAACCGUAACUUCAAUGCUCCACCUCCGCAAAAUGCCCCCAAUAUGGGUGGGAAUAUGGGCCCCCCGCCAAACUUCAAUGCUCCAUCUCCACAUAAUGCUUCAAAUGUGGGUGGAAAUAUGAGGCCCCCUCAAAACUUCAAUGCUCCACCUCCACAAAAUGCUCCAAAUAUGGGCCCCCCGCAAAACUUCAAUGCUCCGCCACCACGGAAUGCUCCGAAUAUGGGCGGACAACCCCCACAAAACUUCAAUGCUCCACCACAGCCAAAUGCUCCUAAUGUGGGUGGGCCGAGUGGGGGACACGGAAGCUUUGGAAGAGAGAUGCCGCCUCCUAACAACAACUAUGGAAACUUGCAGUAUGGGUCAAACAGUGGGCCUGGCAUGCGACCCAAUCAGGGGCAGAAUCAGAACAGUGGAUAUGCAUCGCAGAAUGUUGGUGAGGGGAAUCAUUAUCAAGGCCAGAAUGCUCCGCCUCAGCCUCCGAAUAGGGGUUUUGGUCAGGGACAGAAUUCUGGUGGAUAUCGGCCAAGUGCAGGAUAUGGGCCCGAGGUGAAUCAGAACAGUUAUGGUCAAAGUCAGAACGGGUAUGGUCAACACGGGCCGGGGCCAAAUCACAGUGGCUAUGGGAAUCCUACGCAGAACCAGAAUGUUCCUGGGAGAGAUUAUGUAAAUUGA